This is a messenger RNA of Trematomus bernacchii (emerald rockcod), 720 nucleotides long. RefSeq names its product inverted formin-2-like. NCBI's taxonomy places the organism in Eukaryota, Metazoa, Chordata, Actinopteri, Perciformes, Nototheniidae. Bases 60 to 608 code for a protein of 182 amino acids. The transcript is spliced from 3 exons. The record is from RefSeq and is a predicted model, not a curated record.
UGUGUGAGACACUGGAGAUCAAACAUGAGUGAGUGUCGUGGCAGCAAGAGCUGCACUCAAUGUUGCGUGAAGGACUUCAGUUGCUUAACUGUCUGCCAAAUUUAAGGGAGGAGCAGGAUGAAGCUUUUGAAAAGGCAAUGGAUGGAGAUGUGGAGGAGCUGCUGCGGGUCUAUGGGGGUUUGAGUGAUCACCUGGAAGUGUUCGCUACUCUCGUUAACAAGGUUACCAGCACCCCAGCCUCCAUGCAGCUGCUGUCCAAGCUGAAGGAGUUGGUGUCCAAGCUGAAGGAGCUGCUGUUGCUCGGGCCGUACCACUCUGACAGGCAGGCUCUGGAGUCCGUCACUAACCAAGCCAUACGGCUGGCCCAGGACUGUGAGCCAGCACUAAAGCAGCAAUACAUUCACUUUCAUAAGCCCCCACCACCUCCGCCUUUGCCUGGAAUUCCACCUCCAUUACCUGGUAUGGGUGGCGGCUCACCACCACCACCUCCAUUACCUGGCAUGCCAGCUCCUCCACCUCCCCCCGGCAUGAUAGUGGCUCAGGGUAGUCAGUCCCUGGGGUCCGCUGCCCCCACCAAGGCACACCGAUGCCGCACCCUGAGGAUGUAGGGUUUUUUGUAAAAAUGUAAAUGUGAUAUACUAAUCGUCUCUCAUUAUGCUUUCUAAAUUCUGUUUUUAAUGGAUACAAAAUAAACUACAGCACAAUGUAUGUGAAACCAAA